AGAGAUAGGGAGUGUUGAAAACUGACAACAGCUGUGAGAAACAGGACAGCACGAACACAGUUUACACAUCACAGACUCCAGGCCAUCAAACACCACGGUCAAUUUUUGUUUUUUUUUUAACUUUUUCGUUCAUUUUUUUUUUCCGCCAAAUUUAGUGUAAAUAAAUUCAAGUCCCAUGUUAUUUUUUUACUGUUCUUCUUCGUUUGUUUUCUCAAGGACACAAAGAGAAACAAACCGAAACCAAAACAAAAACCAAAACCAAAAACAAAAACAAACGGAUUGUGGAGAGAGAGAGAGAGAGAGAGAGAGAGGGGUUAGAGAUGGGUAGAGGGGGAUUGAGAGAGGAAAAAGGAGUUAUGGCUUCCGACUUCUUGUGGUCCUAUACGGAUGAACCCCACGCCUCCAGGCGCCGUCAGAUCCUCUCUCACCACCCUCAAAUCAAGGAGCUUUUCGGCCCUGACCCCUGGGCAUUUCUUAAGAUUAAUUUGGCUGUUUUGCUUCAGCUUUGGACUGCGACCUCCGUCCAGAAUGCAGGAUGGCUCAAGAUACUGGCAAUAGCCUACUUCUUUGGUUCAUUUCUCAACCACAAUCUAUUCUUGGCCAUCCACGAGCUCAGUCACAAUCUUGCCUUCUCUACUCCAGUCUACAACCGUUUGCUUGGGAUUUUGGCUAAUCUCCCAAUUGGAGUACCCAUGUCAGUCACCUUCCAAAAGUAUCAUCUAGAGCACCAUCUCUACCAGGGAGUAGAUGGCAUGGACAUGGAUAUUCCAAGCCACACCGAAGCCCAUUUGGUAAGAAAUGCGGGGGCAAAAGUUAUUUGGGUUCUCUUUCAACUCUUCUUCUAUGCUCUUCGGCCUCUUUUUCUCAAACCAAAACCCCCUGGUGUUUGGGAAUUUAUAAACUUUCUUGUUCAAAUAGGCCUAGACUUUGCUAUGGUUUAUUUUUGGGGCUGGAAAAGUUUUGUCUAUCUGAUACUUUCCACAUUUGUUGGGGGUGGAAUGCACCCAAUGGCUGGCCAUUUUAUCUCAGAGCAUUAUGUCUUCAAGCCUGGCCAAGAGACAUAUUCUUACUAUGGUCCCCUGAAUCUUCUUACUUGGAGUGUUGGCUACCACAAUGAACACCAUGAUUUCCCAAGAAUUCCUGGUAGCAAACUCCAUAAGGUGAGGCAGAUUGCACCAGAAUAUUACGAGGGAUUGGAGUCGUAUGAUUCUUGGAGUCAAGUCAUAUUCAUGUAUAUAACGGACCGUGCGGUUGGGCCAUUUAGCCGGAUGAAGAGAAAGGCAAAGCAAUCUGAAUAGGCCAUCUCUUCAGUAUUUCCAUGAUUUUUGGUUCUUUAUUGGUUCUUAUAGAAUUGCCCAAAUUAAUUUAUAUUUUUUCUAUAAAAGAUUUGCUAAUGUUUGUAACAAUUUUUGAGGGAUUAGAAUCCCGUGUAGUUUUAAACUGAAAAAGGAGUAAGUUAUUUGUGCAUUCAGAUUUCACAGAUUACUUUUGAGUUGAGUUGUAUACUAUGAAAAGCUUAUGUAUUAAAUUCUGCCCUCGCUUUCUGUCUU
Ziziphus jujuba (common jujube) is the source of this 1550-nucleotide messenger RNA. Its product is annotated as sphingolipid delta(4)-desaturase DES1-like. The coding region runs from base 321 to 1298 and encodes 325 amino acids. Gene Ontology annotation, molecular function: sphingolipid delta-4 desaturase activity. Gene Ontology annotation, biological process: ceramide biosynthetic process. The record is from RefSeq and is a predicted model, not a curated record. Gene Ontology annotation, cellular component: membrane. The transcript has 2 exons. NCBI's taxonomy places the organism in Eukaryota, Viridiplantae, Streptophyta, Magnoliopsida, Rosales, Rhamnaceae.